CAUGUAUGAAAUUCUCUUAGGCGAUUGCAAUGCUUCAUAUUCAUAUUGAGAUUCACUUUAUGUCUUUGCCCUAGACAGAAGUUGGUCCUUAGUCCAUUUUACUAGUUCAAUAAUAAAAUUGCAGAAAUGUCGGCGUGGAGACAAGCAGGAUUGAAUUAUAUAAAUUAUUCUCAAAUUGCUGCCAGACUUGUUAGGCAAGCUCUGAAAAGCGAUGUAAGAACAGAGGCUCAAAAACGUGAUGAAUCUAGUGUAAAAUUUACUCAAUGGAAGGAUGGAAAACCAAUCAAAAAACAGUAAAUCUCUGUAUCACAGCUGGGUAGGAAAAUUCAUCCAAUAUUUACAUUUAUAGAAAUAAUUUAUGUAUGAUGAUCCUAGUUCAUGUAUGAAAUAAAAUCAUCUUCCACUUUGUCAUGGCUAUCUAUAUCUUAAUUUAUGCUGUUAAUUUUUUAAGCGUCAUCUUACGACAGGGCAAUGUGCUUUGCAGUGUACUGAAAAGAAAAUAAAGAUAUAUUAUACAGUAAA
Messenger RNA from Vespa velutina, 522 nucleotides. RefSeq names its product protein stunted-like. Lineage: Eukaryota; Metazoa; Arthropoda; Insecta; Hymenoptera; Vespidae. Gene Ontology annotation, molecular function: proton-transporting ATP synthase activity, rotational mechanism. Gene Ontology annotation, biological process: proton motive force-driven mitochondrial ATP synthesis. The coding region runs from base 127 to 297 and encodes 56 amino acids. The record is from RefSeq and is a predicted model, not a curated record. Gene Ontology annotation, cellular component: mitochondrial inner membrane. The transcript has 3 exons.